Messenger RNA from Anolis sagrei ordinatus, 2009 nucleotides. RefSeq names its product F2R like trypsin receptor 1 (gene F2RL1). Gene Ontology annotation, cellular component: plasma membrane. The record is from RefSeq and is a predicted model, not a curated record. Gene Ontology annotation, molecular function: thrombin-activated receptor activity. Lineage: Eukaryota; Metazoa; Chordata; Lepidosauria; Squamata; Anolidae. Gene Ontology annotation, biological process: phospholipase C-activating G protein-coupled receptor signaling pathway; blood coagulation; thrombin-activated receptor signaling pathway.
GCUCCGACCGCAUAAGGAAGCGCUCUCUCCCGAUUCGGACGCGGGACUCGUGCCUGGAGAAUGGGGCGCCUCGGCCGGGCUUGGCUGGGCACCCUGGCCUUGGGGGCAGCGCUGGUGGCCGCUUCAGCAACAGUGACAAAUGGGACUAGCAGAGGACCAGGAAGAAGUUUCAUUGGUCAUAAAACCAAAACAAUCAACGCAACUACAGAAACAUACACCGUGGAUGAAUUUGCAACUAAAAUGCUUACUGGAAAACUCAUGACAGUUUUCCUGCCACUGGUCUACAUUGUCGUCUUUGUCAUCGGUUUGCCAAGCAAUGCCAUGGCUCUGUGGGUUUUCUUUUUCAGGACCAAAAAGAAGCAUCCUGCAGUGAUUUAUAUGGCUAACCUGGCCCUGGCGGACCUCCUCUUUGUCAUCUUGUCCCCUCUGAAGAUUGCCUACCACGUUAAUGGCAAUAACUGGAUCUACAGCAAAGCCCUAUGCAAAGUCUUGGUUGGGUUCUUUUAUGGGAACAUGUACUGCUCCAUUCUGUUUAUGACUUGUCUCAGCGUUCAAAGAUAUUGGGUAAUUGUGAACCCCAUAGUACAGUCAAGAAAGAAAUCAGAAAUUGCCAUCGCAGUUUCAGCUGCAAUAUGGGUACUAAUCAUGCUUGGCACCAUUCCAUUAUAUCUUGUGGACCAAACUGUUUAUAUUCCAAAGCUCAACAUCACCACUUGUCACGAUGUCCUGCCUCAAGCACAGCUAGCAAACGACAUGUAUAGCUACUUCCUCUCUCUUGCCAUUGGAGUCUUCAUGUUCCCAGCCAUCCUCACUGCGGUUUCCUACAUUCUCAUGAUAAAGACCCUGAAUGCCUCAAUUACAGAUGUAAACAUUGGGAAGAAGCGGAAGAGAGCCAUCCGGCUAAUCAUUAUCGUGCUUUCCAUGUACUUGCUCUGCUUUUUUCCUAGUAAUAUCCUGCUGCUUGUGCACUAUUCCCAGAUCAAAACCCAUGGCUUCAGUAACAUCUAUGCAGCGUACAUCACUGCACUGUGUCUUUCGUCUCUCAACAGCUGCAUCGAUCCAUUCAUUUAUUAUUUUGUUUCCAAAGACUUUAGGGACAAUCUUAAAAAUGCUCUCCUGUGUCGAAGUGUGCGCACUACCAAGAGGAUGCAAGUCUCCCUCUCUUCAAAUAGAUACCCAAGGAAAACCCCCUCUUACUCCUCCAGUUCAAACACAACUAGAUCAACAUAUUAAAUUUGCAUGUGGAUGCAGGGAAAACCUGGACUAGUAUCAGAGAAGAGUGCUGUGUUUGUCUUUAAAUGGGCUUCGUCAUAAUAGUUUAUUCACAGAAGACCAUCACGAACACUCCAAAAGCUCAUAGUAGCACUACUCAUAAGAGGAAAAACAAGAGGAAAUUGCAAAUGUGAUGUAGUUCAUAGAAUCAUAGAGUUAGGAGAGACCACAUGGGCCAUUCAGUCCAACCCCGUGUCCUUUGUUUUAAAACAUACUUAAAUAGAAAGGAUUCUGUUUUGCAGAGCUGUUAGCUCAUAGCAAAAAGGAUUGCAAAAUGGACCAUGUGAAUCCUUAAGGUCCCGGGUAUUUCUACUAGUGUCCAGGUAUGUUGACAUAGAAGGGAAAAGAGGACAUAUGUAAUACUUAAAUGGCUUGAGUUUUGAAACACACACUCCUUGUUCAUGCGACUCAAUUCCUUUGUUACCAGACUGGAGGAUGUCAGAAAGUGAUUUCUGUUUGUCAGUCCUGUCAAACCAGAAUCUAUAAGGGCUCUGGAGUAUUGUAUUACUGAUGUCCAAGUGACUAUUUUUGCACUGAUGCACAUAAAUGUAUCUGUAAUAUACCAUGUCUAUGUAUGUAUGUAUACACACACACACACACAUCUUUAUUUUAAAUAUGCUGUGAAUAUGCAAUGUGACCAAUAUGUAGCCUUGAUGUAGUCUAUAAUUAUGUGCCUUUAAAAAGAAUUGUACUUCCAAUAUUUUAAACUUUUUUAUAAAGAUGUUUAAUAUACUCCA